Molecule: messenger RNA, 2714 nt
Organism: Mus musculus (house mouse)
Lineage: Eukaryota; Metazoa; Chordata; Mammalia; Rodentia; Muridae
Gene: Eva1b
Product: eva-1 homolog B
Exons: 3
Coding region: 2008-2502 (164 amino acids)
Cellular component (GO): membrane
Source: RefSeq, a predicted model, not a curated record
AGGCUGGACAGAACUACGUCUGGCAGGUGCAGGAAGCUGGCCACUGUGGACAGCCAUCUCAGCCGAAGAAGGCUUUAGGUACCUUCUCCAGAACUCUGCUUCUGAGUCAUCAGGGCCACGGAGUCACUUCUCAUGCUUAGCUACGAGCAGCCUGCUGAAGAAGGUAACACUCUAUUAGGACGCACCUGUCUGCAGAGUCCAGUACUCUCAAUACUCCCCUUGUCUCAGCCUGUCUUCCCGAGGACGGAUCACAUCUGAUCCAGAGGUGGACACAGAGAUGUUAGCUCGGCGAUGCAGACUGCGUCGUGGAAGCCCAUGUCAAACCCCACAGGAUAGCCAUGCGGAUGUCACAGAGAACAGGGUUUCUCUGUAUAGCCCUGGCUGUCCUGGAACUUAUGCCACACUAAAAUGCUGAGGCAGCAUUAUAUGCAAAUAGGUAAGUACGCAUGGGCCAACGCAUGCUUACAAAGCAGACUAAACACAAAAAUACCCAGGUCUGAGCCAGCUUGGUCCUUUCUCCAUCUCCUCUUGACCCCUACUUGAACCCAGGCGGGCUUGGAGGAGUCGGGGUCUGCAGCUUGAACAGGGAAGGGGUUAAUGGCCUCCAGGCUUCAGGCAGCGCCUACAGCUAUGCCUGCAAUUUCCUCUGGCCAUUCUUUCCCUCCUCCUUCCCAAGAUUCCCGCCAAGAAGGCCUCCCCCUCACCCCAGCUCCAGCGUAGGGAGGGGAAGGGGGUUGGCCAGGAGAGUAAGCAGAAAGAAGAGGCCAGCUGCAGAUCCCCCCCAGCGCACUUCGGUCCCAGCCUUGAGCCCAGGUGGAAGCACACGUGUGACUCUGGGCAGGUCCGGCUAGCAAAGCAAGCGAGGCUGUUCCCUAGCGCCGAGGCCCCCGCUGGGGUCUGCAAUAUGCUGGGACCUGGCUCACCGCCGAGUCCGACAAUCAUUAACCUUGGGUGACCACAGCAGCUGGACACACUCAGCCAGGGCACUGGGAGGAGGGGCUGAGAGAUCCCUUCUCCGAGGAAAACCAAUAAGGACGCGGGGGUGCCGGCUGCCUCUACUAGGUCUAGGAAGGUCUGGAAGGAUGAAGGGGUUUGGACCCGCCUCAUCCCAGGAGGAGCCAGGCACAGGAAAGUAGUUUGGAGCCUGCGCGCUAGAGUAAGAGCGUUGUGGGUUCAAAUCCUGACCGUGUGGCAAAGGUCUUCAAGAUCUUUGACUCAGUUUACUUCAUUUGCAAAUUGGAGAUUUAAUGGUAGCCACAUUCCAGGGUUGGCUGGCUUAAAUGAAGGGAUGUCUACGGGAAGCGGGAGGGGAGGUAACCUGCCGCCAGGGGCUCCAGGCCUUAGGGAUGUUUAGUAACUAAUGUUGUUGUUAGUACUGGCGGGGGCGGACCCUGUGAGCGCCCUCCCCAGCGGCUUCCUGUAGGGGAGCAGGGGCCGCCCCCUCUCCCCUUCCUCCAGGCGCUCUUCCUCCCCGCCUCUCCUCCCCGCCCCGCCCCGUCCCUCCUCUUUCCUCGGAGGAAACUUUCCGCCGGCUGGUCCGUCGCGGUGUCCGGCCGCACCGCCGUGCGAACCUGGUAAGGCGGACGGGGCGGCCCGGCCUGGGUGUAUGCGGCCACCGGGGAGACGCCACUGCCGGGGCGAGGCUGCGGGACGCUGACGGGUGAGCGAGCCGGGCCGGCCGAGGCCCCGCGGGUGGAGGGGUGCAGGAGGGAGGUGGAAGGGGAGCCCGAGGCACCGCCUCGCCCUUCCGUGCGCUGGGCCUCGCCUGGGGACCCCACGAGGGGGCGGAGCGUGUGCGCCCUCUCCGCCGCUCCCGGGGAUGGAGAGGCGUCUGCGGGGGAACAAGGACUAGCAGAGUCCAGAUCUGCGAUCCAGUGAGGCGAACCGCUCCCUCGCCCCACCACCACCCCAGGGUGGAGGAGCUACGCGAGGAGCGAGCGCCUUGGGCUCUGGAAGACCUGACCUGGGUGACCUCGCAGGCUGACAGGCGAGCUGCAUCCCAGCAGCAUGGAUGCCCCAAGAAGGGACAUGGAGCUACUCAGCAACAGCCUGGCAGCCUAUGCGCACAUCAGAGCUAACCCCGAGAGCUUCGGCCUCUACUUCGUGCUUGGCGUCUGCUUCGGCCUGCUGCUGACCCUAUGCCUGCUGGUCAUCAGCAUCUCCUGCGCGCCUCGCUCGCGACCCCGGACCCCUGCUCCGCGCCGGGACCCCCGGAGCAGCACCCUAGAGCCGGAAGACGAGGACGAUGAGGAAGAUGAGGACACCAUGACGAGGCUGGGUCCCGAUGACACGCUGCAGGGCCAGGAGCUGUCCACAGAGCCCGACGGGCCCCUUAGUGUCAAUGUCUUCACGUCAGCAGAGGAGCUAGAGCGGGCACAGCGGCUGGAGGAGCGUGAACGAAUCCUGCGGGAGAUCUGGCGCACUGGGCAGCCAGACCUGCUGGGCAGUGGCACGCUCGGGCCCGGAGCCACGGCCACGCUGGGACGAAUGCACUAUUACUGACACCCGGCCCCUCAGCGUGGGGCCAGAGUACUGGAUAUGGGACUGCCUCAGGGCCUUCAAAAAACUGCCUCUGCCCCCAAAUCUCUUUGGUGCUAUUGGGCGUCACAUCGCCGCCUGCUAAGCACUCUUCAUAGGGCAGGUGUGGGUGGGAAAAGAAUGCCAGCUCCCACCUUCUCCCGAUAAUAAUGACCAAUGAAAGGUAGUCUUGGCGA